This is a messenger RNA of Parnassius apollo (apollo), 822 nucleotides long. Lineage: Eukaryota; Metazoa; Arthropoda; Insecta; Lepidoptera; Papilionidae. The record is from the annotation of a GenBank genome assembly.
AUGAUCACGAUGUUGAGGACGAUGACAACGCCGAUGACUGACGAUGACGAUGAAGAUGACGAUGAGUUUGGUGACGAUGAAGAUGACGAUGACGAUGUCGAGGACGAUGAUAAUGAUGAAGAUGAGGAUGAUGAUAAUGAAGAUGACGAUGACGAUGACGACGUCGAUCACCAUGAUGAAAAUAACGAUGACAACGUUGAUGACGAUGACGAUGACGAUGUUGAUGGUGGUGACGAUGAAGAUGACGAUGUCGAGGACGACGACAAUGACGAUGACGAUGACGCUGAUGAUGACGAUGGCGAUGAUGAUGAUGACGAUGAUAACGUUGAUGACGAUGACUAUGACGAUGAUAAUGAUGACGAUGAGGAUGAUGAUAAUGAAUAUGAUGAAGAUGACGAUGAGGAUGACGACGUCGUUGUCGAUGAUGAUUACGAUGUCGAAGUCGAUGACGAUGAUGAUGACUAUGAUAAUGAUGAUGACGAUGAUGAUGACGAUGACGAAGUCGAGGAUGAUUACAAUGACGAUGACGAUGACGGUUAUGAUGACGAGGUCGAGGACGAUGACGAUUUCGAAGUCGAUGACGAUGAUGAUGAUGAUGACGUUCACGAUAACAAUAUUAAUGAUGACGAUAAGGAUGAUGAUAAUGACGAUGACGAUGAUAAUGAUGACGAUGACGAUGACGAUGUUAAUGAUGACGAUGAGUAUGAUGAUAAUGAAUAUGAUGAAGAUGACGAAGACGGUGACGAUGACGAUAUCGAUGUCGAUGUCAAUGAUGAUGAUGAUGAUUAUGAUGAUGUUAACGACGAUAAUGAUGACGAUUAG